AUGAUGCGGAAAACGCCCAUAUAUGCCUUGGCCGCCACGCGUAAGGCGCUGGUUGGCAACGGCCCCACAUUCUCAACUGGUGGUGAGUGCAACAAUACGUGUGAUAUUCAAAAUGUCUUUCCAGUGAAUGAACGCGGUAUUCGUUCCUCUUCUCCUUUUCAUGAGCCCAACACGGCCAUUUAUGAUUCCUACCUCUCAUGGACGUACUUUCAGCCGAUGGAUGUGAAGAUUGAAAAGCUACCGGCUCCUGAGGCGAAGUACUAUCAGCGACACACGAAGAAGCCAUGGGAUAUUUCCACAACGGAGCUUAUUGAGAUUCAAUCUCGUAAGAAGUACUUCCAAGUUUGGGGUUACCUCGUGGCCUUCAUUUACUUAUACUUCUUAAUGCCAAAGGAGAAGUCCUUCAGCGGAUUGCAUGGACCUGAUGGACACUGGAUCAUGUUGCCGAAGGCCAGACCGGAACUGUUCUAG
This is a messenger RNA of Trypanosoma theileri, 471 nucleotides long. RefSeq lists its product as uncharacterized. The transcript has a single exon. Bases 1 to 471 code for a protein of 156 amino acids. NCBI's taxonomy places the organism in Eukaryota, Euglenozoa, Kinetoplastea, Trypanosomatida, Trypanosomatidae. The record is from RefSeq and is a predicted model, not a curated record.